Saitoella complicata NRRL Y-17804 is the source of this 1477-nucleotide messenger RNA. RefSeq names its product CDC73-domain-containing protein. NCBI's taxonomy places the organism in Eukaryota, Fungi, Ascomycota, Saitoellomycetes, Saitoellales, Saitoellaceae. The transcript has a single exon. Gene Ontology annotation, cellular component: Cdc73/Paf1 complex. The record is from RefSeq and is a predicted model, not a curated record. Gene Ontology annotation, molecular function: RNA polymerase II complex binding. The coding region runs from base 57 to 1199 and encodes 380 amino acids. Gene Ontology annotation, biological process: transcription elongation by RNA polymerase II; positive regulation of transcription elongation by RNA polymerase II.
GCAGCAUCACCGAGGACAACUACACCACCAGGGCAGCAGGAAUCACCGGUAUCGUCAUGGACGCUUUGGAAGCCAUUCGCGAGGCUAUCCCCUCGGGAGUAACUCCAACACUCCUGCCAGAAGGUGCGCCUGUCACCUCUGCUACAGAUAUCAGCCUGGGGCCCGACACCACCUUUCCGCUGACUGCGGCUACACGGUAUCGCUCAAAGUCUGGUGAGCCAUUCGACCUGCGCGCAGUCUGGUAUGCAUAUGUCUGCAAAGAUCUUGGUACUACAGAGUAUAUCCAAGGAUGUUCGGAGUCAGAUAUUCGCAACCUAAACUUGUUUGAGAGGAAAGAGUUGGUUGGGUAUCUGGAUGGCAGUUUGGACGGGAGUGCGGUGGAAGGCUUACAAGACGGUUCAUCAAAGGCAGAAGCACCGGCAGAUCAGGACACCACUACAGCGGAAGCUUCCACCACAUCAAACAAUACAGCAGGCUCUGCCAUGGAACCUAUACCUCGCGACCACGAACGAGUUCUUACCAAUCACAACCUCAUCCUCCGUGGGACCAAACGCAUAGAUUUCUUUACCGGCAUCGGUGACUACACCCAAGUUCUCAAGAAACCCAAGACAUCAUCUACGAAUGGCGCUGCAGGAGGUAAGCCGGGCUCAGGUAAUGCUUCUGCGGGUGCACCAAAACAACCGGUAUCACGCAACAAGCAACCCAUUAUUAUCAUUCCAUCAUCGCCUUCUUCGCUGUUGACGAUGCAUAACAUCAAGAGGUUCUUGGAGGAGGGUGUGUUUGUGCCACCAGAGGAGGCGGCACGAGAGAAGGGAGGUGAUAGGGCGCCAGAUCACAUUAACGUCGUGCAUCAGGGGAUCAGGCUCAAGGGCAGACACGGAGAAGAGCGCAUCAAGUUCUUGGUCGUUGACAGCGUGGAGAAAUUCAAACCGGAGUACUGGGACCGUGUCGUCGCAGUCUUCACCACCGGCCAAAAAUGGCAAUUCGGUUCAUACAGAUGGACGGAACCCACACCGUUGUUCCAGAAUACGCAGGGGUUGUGGGUUGCGUACUCGAAUCAGCCGAAUGACAAUGUGAAGGCGUGGAAUGUGAAGCAGUUUAGGUUGGAUCAGAACAGGAGACAUGGGGAUCGUCAAGUUCAGCAGGCGCUUUGGAAUACGAUUGAGGGGUGGAUGAUUUCAAAGGGGUGGAAUAAGUGAGAGUAAUGACAAAUAUGGAUUGAAUGACGGAUAAGAUAUUACGGACAUCUCGGGAUAGUAUGAUGUGCAUGUGCGGGUGGUCCCAUAGGAGCACACAAGGUCAAGCGUCGGCUAUUCAGGGCUUUGACGGCUGAUUAAAAUCACUAUUUGGAAUGAAUAAAACAGAUGUUAAACUUCCGUCUCGUUCGUCUGCAGCCUUGUAAUUUCAAUGUACGUUUCAUCCCAAGUUUGGUGUGAAGGUCGUGUGAGUUUCGGGGGUUGGACCUUCGCGUCGCUGU